AUGACGACAUUGAUCGAGGCGUUUCAGGCCUUCGCAGGGCAGGGACAAGAGAUGGAUGGGCGCACCUGGGUGAAGUGCCUGAAGGACUCCAUGCUGUUGGACGAGGAUUUUACCUCCGUGGAUGCUGAUCUCAUCUUCGCCCGGGUGAAGGGAAGGGGUGCUCGUCGAAUCGACUUCGCGACCUUCCGGAAAGCCUUGGGCGAAGUGGCCAAGAAGUGGAACAGCAUGACGCAGGAACAGGUUGAGGAUAUCGUUUGUUUGGCCUCCGCUCCUCACUAUGACAACCAGGCAGAUAUGCCCCUGGAUGACACUCAGGGACCUGCGCGCUUUUACUACGACAUGUCACUGUACACAGGAACACACAAGUAUGGUGGUCCUACAAUGGUCGGCAAUGGCAUUUGUGAGGGAUCGCCCGUGGAUUUCCAGGAGCACGUGAACCGCGACCGCGAAGGGGAGAUGGCCGCCUCAGCGGAGCGAAGGCGGAAGGCCUUGAUGACGGAGAGCGGUGAGGACAUGCCUCGGCUCCUGGGCAAGCCGCGGUCUCCGGGCUCUCCGGGCUCUCCGGGUUCUCCGGGUGCUGGGCGAAGAGACAGCAAGGUACGCCGACCUGUUUCCAGUUUGAAGGGCCCAGAACGCUUCUUCUACGACAAGUCAAGCUACACAGGGACGCACAAGCAUGGUGGCCCUUCCGUGACGGGCAAUGGCUUGCCCAAGAAAGGCUAUGAGGACUUGAGCGAGUUGGUGAGGCGAGACCACGUGCAGGAUGAUGAACUCGGUCGGCGCCGCCGCGCUGCUGGCGAGGAGACCAGCCCUGUGAGCUUGGCCAGCCCGGUACAGGAACAUCGUGUCCAUUUUGCUACCAGGCCUCAGGAUCUUCCGGUGCUGUUGGGAGCGCCCCGUUCACCCGGGGAGGUGAAGGUGGGAAGUCCCAACAUGAGACGAGACUGGCAGAUGCCAGCGUCACCACCUGUGACUCACAAAGUGAUGCGCGCCGAAAGCAGCGGCUACCAGGUGAGCUCGCCAUGGAUGUCGCCCAUGCCGGUCCUGUCGCCCCAGGCGCCCCAGGUACAGCAUGGGAUUCCCACAGCGCCGCAGAGGACAGUGCACAGCCCAGCUUGGUACACGCAGCCGUUCACACAG
Molecule: messenger RNA, 1140 nt
Organism: Cladocopium goreaui
Lineage: Eukaryota; Dinophyceae; Suessiales; Symbiodiniaceae
Source: the annotation of a GenBank genome assembly